Molecule: messenger RNA, 1761 nt
Organism: Epithele typhae
Lineage: Eukaryota; Fungi; Basidiomycota; Agaricomycetes; Polyporales; Epitheliaceae
Exons: 7
Coding region: 1-1761 (586 amino acids)
Source: RefSeq, a predicted model, not a curated record
AUGAAGUACAACCUUCGAGUCCUAGUUCCAUCACCGGUCGGCGAUGCUGAAAUCAACACCCAGUACGAGGACAUCCUCGACGUGUCCUUCGCAAACUGGGAGACAAAGAAAGCGCCAAAGAAGUUGACCCAACAGUUAAUCCCCUCAGACGCGAUGACUGUCCGCCAGCUUCUCAGCCGGCAGUUUUGCUCUGGGGUGGCCCCACGGCCGUGGGCUGCCGGGAGCCCGCUCUCGUAUUCAAGCACCCCACCGGUCGCCGCGGAAGACCUGCCGCCUUGGGUCUUCUGCGUGGACCACUACUCUGCCGACACUGCCGUCCACAUACCGAAGGAAGAUGCCGUUCUGGCAUUACCGAGCACCUUCCGUUCGGUAAUCCAUCCCGGCGAUCGCGGCACCCCGCUACCAUUCUGGCUCUUGGACUUGUGGCGACGUCUGCGCAACGUCCAUACGGUUCGGUCCAAUGUCGAGCGUGGACUGGAGUGGCUCAGCGAAGUUGGACGACAAGAAGAAGUUGACAGAGCGGUCGUCAAAGUACAGACUGCCCGAAUGCUCGACCUGCCGGCGUUGCUGCACCCAUGGUGCGACCUCUUCUCGCAUCUGACCACGGACGACCGUGACCUCAACGACGAGUUGAUCGACGCAGUCGUCGCUAUCGUGAUGCACUUGGUCGACCUCUUCGGCAAACUCGCCGCUCGAGGUGACUUCGCUACUGACAGCAUCAUCUGCCUCCCGUGGUAUAUUGGCGGCGAGUGGGUGUUCGUACUCAUCAACAUGGCAGGUGAUGACAUCAGAAUCGGUUAUUGCAUCCCCCAACACAACCACGAUGGCUUACUCGAGAUCGCCAUGCGCACUGCGAUCCGGAUCGCUCACACGGUGGAAGUGUCGGUGCGCCAGACUCGCACCGACUGGAUAGUGCGCAAAUAUCAGCGUGGGGAUGAAGAUCAAGAAGCCUCCGUCUUGUCUGGGCUUGCUAUCGCUGUAGGAUUUCUGAAGAACCUUUUGGAAGGGUUGACGGUUUUCUCGAGCGAAACAGCACAAAGACAUCGCAUAGAAGUCCUCUUUGCCAUCUUGGACCACCACCCUCAUAAUCCGGUCAUCUUGGAAGAUGAGAAGCUGAGUCUGUGGGAGUCGCAGGACACAUACCGGCCACUUCCGACCAGACUGAUCGCCACUCGUCUUCUCCCGGACACUGGUGCCUCCCUUGACAGUCCUUUCCACAUCGCCGCCGGUGUUCACGCGGACACUCGAACCAGUGUCGUCUUCCUCGACCGCCCCAUCAAAGCCAUUUACCCCCCCCGGAGGGCAGAGCCUGAUGGGUGGUGUCUCGUCGUCCUCCCCCCUGUCCACAGUUACGCGACCGCUGGCGCGCUCCUCCAGGCCCGACUCUCCACUGUCGGAAUUCACUCGGAAGCUCACCAUGCCCGUGACUGCCGAACCGUCUCCUCCGGUAUUCAGCCGAAGGCUUGCCAUUCCGUCGACGACAUCCUCUUCGCAGCCGGUAUUCACCCGCACACUCGAGUCGCCGUCGGCAUCCUUGACCGUCCCAGGCCCACUACCGGCUUUCACACGAGGGCUCACCGUCGAGUCCAAACCGACGUCGUCACAGCCGGUAUUCAUGCGAAUGCUCGCACCUGCCGACGCUUCGCCACCGGCAUUCAUCCGGCAACUGGCCCGCCCUCCAACACCGACCUCCGCACCACCGGUGUUCACUCGCACACUGUCCAGUGCUGUGGAACCCAUGCCACCGGUGUUCGCACGUAG